This is a messenger RNA of Bufo bufo (common toad), 1208 nucleotides long. It is a transcript of the gene AAGAB, whose product is annotated as alpha and gamma adaptin binding protein. Bases 72 to 1013 code for a protein of 313 amino acids. The record is from RefSeq and is a predicted model, not a curated record. NCBI's taxonomy places the organism in Eukaryota, Metazoa, Chordata, Amphibia, Anura, Bufonidae. The transcript has 10 exons.
UGCCAUGAGGAAGUUAGUCUGUUGCCAUGCGGAAGUAGGCCAGGCAGUACGGAAGAGGCAGCGGUCCAGUCAUGGCCUCUGUCCCUUGUGUGCUCCUCACCAGCUGUGCUACUGGAUUUAACGAGGAAGACCUGGUGACACAGAUCAUUGGAGCAGAAGAGCUCCCUGCACCUGUACAAGAAGCUGAGGAGGUGAGACGGUACCCAUGGAGGAUAGACAACAAAUACUACUCCGCCGAUGUGAAUAUUUGCAUUGUACCCAGCACAGCACAUGUUACCCCUCAGGUGGCAGAGUCCGUCCAGGCCUUCGUUGUAUACUUUGACAGCACAGUGAAGGCAGGUUUGGAGAAGGUGUCGCCUUGGCUUCCGCUGCUUGAAGACUGGUUGCUAGAUGUUAUGAUCUUGGUAUGUGAUCGGGCAUGUGAUACAGGUGUGAGCCGCCAGACUGCUCAGGAAUGGUGUAUACAGCAUGGGUUCGAGCUGGUCGAGUUGAAUCCCGAGGAGCUGCCGGAUGAAGAUGAUGAUUUCCCCGAAUCCACUGGUGUCACUCGGAUAAUUCAAGCACUGAAUGCCAAUGUGUGGUCCAAUGUGGAGAUGAAGAGCGAACAGUCCUAUGGGAUCUUCAGCUCAUUGACCGCCAUGAACCACAGUACAGAGAGUAACGGGGAUCCACAGGAUAAUGUCUCUGUGUCCAGUGGAGCCGCCAUGGUGCCUUCCACGGAUCAAGGGCGUGCUGGGGAGUCCGGCAGCCAUAGCGAUUCUCAGGUUGAUACUAUAGUGGACCCCAUGUUGGACCUUGAUAUUCGAGAACUCGCCAGCCUUACUUCCGGGGAAGGGGACCUGGAGAAUUUUGGACGACUUUUCAAUAAACUUCAGGAAAUGAAAGAUAAAGCUGCCUCGUUACCACACGAUCAACGGAAACUUCAUGCAGAACAGGUUGCCAAAGCGUUCUGGAUGGCUAUUGGAGGGGAUCGUGAUGAAAUUGAAGGCAUUUCUUCUGAUGAAGAGAACUGAUCAGAACAAGCGUUGUAUACACUGCAGAGAUGCCAGGCCUUGGCAUGAGGAAUUCUCCUCACUAUUUGUAUAUUUCCUUCAUAGCAAGGAAUCUAAUAUUUCAUCUCGCUCUAGUACUUAAUCUCAUCUGUGUUCCCAAUUGUGUAUUUAUUAGAAAGAAACCAAUCUUAAUAAACUAUUUUGUAUUCAUUCCAA